GAAAUCCAAGUCACAGGAUUUCAUUUUCCCAUUUGCAACCAAGAAAAAGACGAACAAAACAAGAAAGAUCAGGGCCACUUUACUUUGCUUUCACUUUUGAGUUCAUUCGGACGGUGAAGAUGGCCUCAAUACCAACCCCGGGCGUCAUAUCCCCACCGUUGGGUUUCAGAUCCGUCGCUUUGUUUCCCAUGGCAGUAGUGCGGACGCAUGAGAAGAAGAAGGGAGGACUGUCGGUGAAAGCGAUGGCAGUGGCGAAGUUCAAAGGAACGCAGAGGAGAGAGAAGCAACUGACGGAGAUGAUCGAGAAGAAGGUGACGGAAGCGAAGGAGGUGUGCGAGGGGGACGCGACCUCCGACGAGUGCAGGGUGGCUUGGGACGAGGUGGAAGAGGUGAGCCAGGCCAAAGCCGAUCUCAGGCUCAAGAUGCAGAAACAAGAUCCUCUCGAGUCCUUUUGCGAGGAGAAUCCUGAGACCGACGAGUGCCGAAUAUAUGAAGACUGACUCGUAAACUUGUACCAUCCACCGUCGUCGAUCCAUGGCAGAUGAUGAUCUUGUUAAGCUGCUUUUAUGAUUAUUUACGCUGUCGUUUUGUGUAUAUUCUCACUAUUAGGCUGCUGGGGAUGAGUCUAGAACCAUGUGAGUAUGAGAUCGCUGAAUAAUUUGUUGAAAUGUAUGUAACUCUUUAUGUAUAAUAAAGAAUUCGUCUUUUUCUUUU
Messenger RNA from Corylus avellana, 714 nucleotides. RefSeq names its product CP12 domain-containing protein 3 (gene CP12-3). Gene Ontology annotation, cellular component: chloroplast. Gene Ontology annotation, biological process: negative regulation of reductive pentose-phosphate cycle. NCBI's taxonomy places the organism in Eukaryota, Viridiplantae, Streptophyta, Magnoliopsida, Fagales, Betulaceae. The record is from RefSeq and is a predicted model, not a curated record.